AGUGAGUUUCAUGAGAAAGACGUUGAUUGGUUUAAAAAAAUCGUAAAACAACAACCUAACCUACAACUUGAUUGUGUUUUUUUAUUUUUAUUUUGUUUGUUUUGCUCUCUUUUUUUUUUUUUGUUUUUCAAUUGCCUGGUUGUGAUUGUGUUUGACAGUUGUUUAUAAAAUAACAAUAAAUAAUAUUAAUUGUUAUUAAUUGUUGUUAAAUAAUUUAAUAAUGGCAUCAAUGGACACUUGGAUUGUAGAUAUUCCAGAAACAAAUAAUAGAAAAUCUAUAAAUUACAGUCCAAAAAUUGUUAACAAAAGUUUAACAUCAAAAUACUUAAAAGUUGAUGUUAAAUUUGAACAUUUUGUACAAAAAGUCAUUGAAAAUAAAUACUAUGGAAUAAUAAAAGAACCAAUUGAACUUGUUGAAGUAUCAUCAAGCUGUGGUAAAUUACGUGGUGAUAGAUUAAAAUUUGCAAUACCAUACGCUGGAAAAGUAUUUACUUGCACAGCAUUAUUUAAUUCUCUGUGUCCAGAAAUUGGUCCUGACUUUGAAUUUUCAGAUAAAACAUUUUUACAAGAUCCAGAAAUUCAAGUACUUGAAAAAUAUGUACCAGGUUUUAUUAAUUGGGAUAAUACUGAUUCAGAAUCACUGAUAAAAGUACUUGGACAAUUUAUAACUUACUACAAACAACAUCAAAUUGAUAAACUUGGAUUAAUAAAUGAACGUCUUGAAGCAUCUUUCACAAAUCUACGUGAAAAAAUUGACACAUCAGAUAUUGAACUGAUUCUUUUGCCUGAUGUCAAUAAUCCAAUUGAAGCUCACAUUAUAAUUCGUAUAAAUUUAAACUUUACAAAAUUUAUUGACAAGUUUACGUCAUUUAAUAAUGAAGUUGCAAUGCUUCAUGUUGUAUUUCAUGGUCCAUCAUGGAUAAAAGGUGUACCACAAUUACUUUUAUCAUCAAAAUUACUUGAUUUAUUUAAUGGUACAUAUCGUAUACAACCGCUAACAUCAAUAAAAGUACUUGGUACUUAUAUUCUUGACUUGAAGAGACGUUUGAAUGAUAAAAUGUUGUCAAUUGUUAAAAAUUACAUGGAAAAAAAAGAAUUUGUAACUGGACUAUUAUUGGUACAAGGAAAAAGUCUUAUUGAAUAUGAUUCUGAAGAUUUUUCAUUCAUAACAAUAAUGCUUGAUCAUGAAGGUUUUCAUUAUCUUGUUUAUUUUAAGUUGACUGAUAAUUAUCCAGAUGAAGCACCAAUUAUAAAGUUACAAUCAAUUUAUCACCUGUAUAAAAAUGAACCAAUUGUUUAUCCUGUUGAAGGUUUAACUUAUAGUAAAAAAUGUGAUUCAUUUGAAUGUGUUACUAAGACACUUGCACAUAUUGAUGUUAGAGUUGCUGAAGGAUUCAAACAACUUUGUAUACGUCUUGCUCGUUCUCAAUGAAUUAUAUUUAAUCACUCAUUUAUCAUUUAAAAAAAAGAAAUAAUUAAUAUGUAUCAUUAUUCUAUAUAAUAAAAAACAAAAUAAUAAUAU
Molecule: messenger RNA, 1522 nt
Organism: Aphidius gifuensis
Lineage: Eukaryota; Metazoa; Arthropoda; Insecta; Hymenoptera; Braconidae
Product: BRISC and BRCA1-A complex member 2-like
Exons: 3
Coding region: 221-1432 (403 amino acids)
Biological process (GO): double-strand break repair
Cellular component (GO): BRISC complex; BRCA1-A complex
Source: RefSeq, a predicted model, not a curated record